Rhododendron vialii is the source of this 2882-nucleotide messenger RNA. Its product is annotated as transcription factor PIF3-like. Bases 438 to 2459 code for a protein of 673 amino acids. The record is from RefSeq and is a predicted model, not a curated record. Gene Ontology annotation, molecular function: DNA-binding transcription factor activity; protein dimerization activity. Lineage: Eukaryota; Viridiplantae; Streptophyta; Magnoliopsida; Ericales; Ericaceae. Gene Ontology annotation, biological process: regulation of DNA-templated transcription. The transcript has 8 exons.
AAGAGCUUGGGAGAAACUGUGGUUAACCCCACUUGCACCUCUGGUUAAGAGCCAUAUACAUUUCACAGAGUUUUAGUUAAUUAAACGGGGAGCAUCUACUAUGUUUCUUCUUCCCUGGGUCACCUGCAAAUUGCAAACCUUUCGCCGCCUUCUACGAGUACCCAAAUUCUCUCUCUAUACAUACAUAUAAAUUUACACACAUCUAUACAUAUUGAACAACAGUUUCGUUUUCCUUGGAACUCGAAGACAGCUGGCCGUGAUGAUGAUCACAGCUCUUGGGAAAGCUAUUUAAUGCAUAAGGAUUUGCGUAUGUUGGUCGGUUCGAGGAAAUAUUACUCAACUUGGACUUUGAUUUGGUUUCAAGAGUUGUUUGGCGAUUUUGGGUUCUUCACUAGUGAAUAAUACCACAAAGUACAGAAGUUAGCUGUUACUUCAUCAUGCCUUUAUCAGAGUUUUAUGCGAUGGCUAGAGGGAAGGUUGGAUCUGUUCAACAGAAAACAACCCCAUAUUCAACUGAUCAAUCUCCUCUACGCGAUAAUGAGUUUGUUGAGCUAGUUUGGGAUAAUGGUCAGAUUAUGAUGCAAGGCCAGUCAAUUAGAAGAAUCCCCAUUCCAAACAAUUUUCAAUCUCAAACUAUGAAGCUUAGAGACAAAGAUCCAGGGAAUGUUACCAAUUCCAAGACUGGAAAGUUUGGGACAUUGGAAUCUGGUUUCAACAAUUUUGCAACAGCAACGCCAUCGGGGGAAAUGGGAUUAAGUCAAGAUGAUGACACGGUACCUUGGUGGAGCUAUCCCUUUUCUGAUUCUCUACAACAUGAUUACUGUUCUGAAUUAUUGCCUGAAUUAUCUGGUGUUACCGUAAAUGAUAUCUCUGCACAAAAUAGUUUCUCAUCGAUCGACAAGAGAAAUAGUUGUAACCAAACAAUCAGGGGUACAACUAUUAUAUCUGGGCAGAAUGGUUUUAGUUUAGAACUGGUAAACGGAUCCAAUGUUUCUUCUUCAGAAGUUGGCAAGUCUUCUAGAUCAAGAAGUGGCCAGUUCUUUCCAUGGUCUUUCCAGGAAAGUCCUGCACCGAUUCCCUCUCUUAGAUCUGGAGUUUCAGGUGUUAUUAGUAAUGAUACCAGGAAUACAAAGCAUGAUAGUUGCGGGGAUUCCAUUCAGGCUCAGCUUUCGGCAGAUGAUUUGUCUAGCAUAAAGAUUCAGAAGCAAGAUUCAGGACUACCCAACGCUAGCUCUAGUUUUAUGAACUUCUCGCACUUCUCCAGACCUGCUGCAUUUGUUCGAGCUAAUCUCCAAAAUGUUGGUGCUAUGGGAGGUGAGAAUAAGGGGACAGCUCCAAGUAGUAGCAUUCUUGCUGAACCCAUGCUUGUUGAUUUGAGUAAUGGCUUAAGAAAUGAAAUGGGUUCAUAUAGCCAACCUAAUUCGGUCCCACCCAAGGUAGAUGCAAAACCUGUGGUGGCUAAGCCACUGGAGGAGCCACAUGCUGUUUAUCAAGAAGAUUCUGAUAAGAAUGAUAAGUUGCCAAAUCAAGUAUUGGGUGCUAGUGCAUCUGAAGGAAUGCCAGAUGGUGAGAAGACUAGAGAUCCACUAGUUGCUUGUUCAUCAGUGGGUUCUGGAAAUAGUGCAGAGAGAGCUUCAAAUGAUCCAACACAUAAUUUCAAGAGAAAAUAUCGGGAGACUGACGACUCUGAAGGCCGCUCUGAAGACGUUGAAGAAGAAUCAACUGGUGUAAGAAAAGCAGCUGCUGUUCGAGGAGCUACAGGUUCGAAAAGAAGCCGAGCAGCAGAAGUGCAUAAUUUAUCAGAAAGGAGGCGAAGAGAUAGAAUUAAUGAGAAGAUGCGUGCCCUACAAGAGCUUAUACCUAACUGCAACAAGGUGGACAAAGCUUCAAUGCUCGACGAAGCCAUUGAAUAUUUGAAGACACUCCAACUUCAAGUGCAGAUUAUGUCGAUGGGAGCUGGGUUGUAUAUGCCGCCAAUGAUGGUUCCAACAGGGAUGCAACAUAUGCAUGCAGCUCAUAUGGCACAAUUUUCACCCAUGGCUGUUGGCAUGGGACUGGGGAUGGGUAUGAAUGGUGGAUCUCUCGGAUGGCCCACGAUUCAGGUACCCUCGAUGCAAGGACCACAUUUCUCUGCCCCGCGUCCCCAACCCAUUUUGGGGACUACCAAUUUCCAAGGGAUGGGUGUAUCUAACCUUCAAGUUUUUGGGCAUCCUGGUCAAGGACUUGCCAUGUCAUCGCCAAGGGCGCACUUGAUGCCUUUGCCAGGAGGGCCUCCUAUAAAUUUAGCUGGGGGACUGAAUGCCAAUGGGACGGCUGCUGCUGUGGAAGUUCCAAAUUCGGCUCCAACAACUAACUCAAAGGACUUGUUAGGGACCACUAACUCACAAAUGGUGCACAAUACUGAUGCUAGUAGCUCAAUGAACCAGGAAUCUAGUCAGUGUCAGGCGACUAACAGAUGAGCGAUGAAGAUUUUUGCUUGACCAGGGAAAAAUGACUCUGCCUAGUAGUAGACCAGCUUGUAAGGAGAAAAUUGCAUUGUUCUACUUGAUCUGCCACUGAUGUAAUAAAUUUAACGAAGUGUUUAUGAAAUGAAAGACUGAAUGUGCACUUGUAUAUGCAGGUUGUGACUUAAAUCAACUGCGAAACUUCAUCAGAGAAUGGAAUCAUUUUGUUGCAUUCGAAACUGUUGUUUGUUCAUCUGACUGGGAUAGACAUCGAAGAAAACUUCUGUUUGAUAUAGUUCUCCUUUGUAUGUACAUUCAUAUACAGGGUUCUUGCAUUUUGAUCAAUCAAUAGAUUAGACUUCCCAGUAAACGUGUUCAGAACUGUAUUCUAGAUUUGUAUUUAUCCAUGUUUUUGAACUAGUGAAACAAUGACUAGCA